Molecule: messenger RNA, 917 nt
Organism: Hibiscus syriacus
Lineage: Eukaryota; Viridiplantae; Streptophyta; Magnoliopsida; Malvales; Malvaceae
Exons: 8
Coding region: 45-704 (219 amino acids)
Biological process (GO): protein ubiquitination
Cellular component (GO): membrane
Molecular function (GO): ubiquitin-protein transferase activity; zinc ion binding
Source: RefSeq, a predicted model, not a curated record
UUGGAAGAAGGAAAACAAAAACAGAGGAGAAACGUCGACAACAAAUGGGAGAUGUUGUUUUGUUUAUUAAUGAUUCGUCAUCGAAUCCUUCUAUUUCAAUAUGUAGAAUUUGCCAUGAAGAAGAGUUUGAAAGCUUUAGGAGCAUGGAAGCUCCCUGUGCUUGUUCUGGCUCUGUUAAGUUUGCGCAUAGAGAUUGCGUACAGAGAUGGUGCAACGAGAAGGGAAACACAACCUGUGAAAUUUGUCUCCAGGAAUAUGAAGCGGGAUAUACAGUAACAGUUCCUUCAAAGAAGUCUCAGCUGAUUGAAGCAGCUGUAACCAUCAGAGAUAGCCUACAAUUUCCAGCAACAGAGGCCGAAGACGAAAGAUUAGUUGCUUUGGCCGAGGAAAUGAACGUCGAAAACGAAUUAUCCGAAUGUGCUUCGGCCGCUGACAGAGGCGCCUCUUGCUGCCGAUCAUUGGCCCUCACCUUCACUGUCGUGUUGCUCGUGAAGCAUAUCUUUGCCGUACUUAAUGGCGAAACUGGUCAUUACCCGUUUGCACUUCUUACAAUAUUGUUUUUCAGAGCUACUGGUAUUUUACUCCCCAUGUACAUAUUGAUUCGGACAAUUACAAUUAUUCGGAACAGCAUAAGGCGACAUCAUGAUAUACGCGAUGAAGAUAUUUCUAACUUUGACGAAGAAGACGAUGUCGAGCAACGGUAGUUUUGUAAUGACUAAAAAAUGAUCAUAUAUGUUCUCCGAUUACUAGCUGCCACUUGUAGUCCGAGCCCAACCUACUCCCAUUCUUUUACAAUGAAAAGCGAAUAUAAAAAGGGGAAAAUAAAUAUAAUACGUUGAUUUUGUGUACAGAUUGGUGGGCCGUAGUUUUUGUUGAAAAGAGAGAGGGCAACGUACUAUAAUAAGAGAUUUGAGAAA